Messenger RNA from Rosa rugosa (rugosa rose), 624 nucleotides. RefSeq names its product cyclic nucleotide-gated ion channel 1-like. Gene Ontology annotation, molecular function: protein binding. Bases 1 to 624 code for a protein of 207 amino acids. Lineage: Eukaryota; Viridiplantae; Streptophyta; Magnoliopsida; Rosales; Rosaceae. The transcript has 2 exons. The record is from RefSeq and is a predicted model, not a curated record.
AUGUCGACUUCGCGGAUUGCUAUGGUUGACUUCGUUGUCGGGACUGGAUGGAGGGAGCGGGAAAUAGCAGAUGGAGGGAGCGGGAACAAGAACAAUGUUCAUGAACCCAAAGUGCCAAUGCUUGAGAAUUUGAAUGAGAAAAUGUUGAAUGUGAUUUGUGAGCAUCUAAAGCCAGUCAUUUACAUAGAAGACAAGUACAUUAUUAAAGAGGGGAAACCACUUGGGAUGACACUCUUCAUCACGCAAGGCAUCGCAUGGACUUACACAGUUAGUAAUAACGUUGGUGCAGAAACAAGCUAUGGUUCUUCAAGCAAUAAAUGGUUAAAGCGAGGUGAUUAUUAUGGAGAAGAGCUUUUGAAGUGGGCAUUCAAAUGUCCCUCUUAUUCUGACUUACCCAUCUCAACUAGAACUGUUAUGUCCCAAGAAAAGGUCGAAGCAUUUGCUCUUAGGGCUAGCGACCUAAAAAGCAUUGUGUCAAACUAUUGGUGGCAUUUUACUAGGGAGGUACCUCAAGUAGAGCUCGAGCAGUGGGAGAAUUCAGCAGCUUCUUCGAUACAAGCAGCCUGGCGCAGCCGUCUGGCAAGAGCUAGGCACUCAAAUGGUUGGGACAAAUUUACAGUAUAG